Messenger RNA from Porites lobata, 13303 nucleotides. The record is from the annotation of a GenBank genome assembly. NCBI's taxonomy places the organism in Eukaryota, Metazoa, Cnidaria, Anthozoa, Scleractinia, Poritidae.
GAAAUGUGAUUGGACACCAGAUAGCUGCCGUCAUUGGCCACACGACAUCGAUAAGUUCGAUAGUGCAAUAGUCUCUAAUCUUGGAGCUUUUUAAAGUCGCUGUUUCUACCCGAAUCCUUGCAACGCGGCUGCAGGUUUGCUUCUUACUUUAAGUUUGAUAAAUUACGUAAAACGUACAUCUUUGAGCAGUCAUGCAGUCAUGCCAUUGAUUUGAAUGUUCGUGCUGAUAGCUACAAUCAGUGUAGAGCGUGAAUUCAACAGAGCAUUCGCUUACUAUUUCAUUACGUUUCAGAUUGUGAUUGAUCGAAGAGAAAACUAAACUUUUCAGUUUGCAUUAGCUUAGCAAACCUUGCCAGCAAUCUCCGGGUAUUCUCCGGGUUAAUUACAUGUAUGUCGAUGAUUUUAAUCUUGUGAACUUAGCUUCACUGCAACGGAACGAGAGAAGAAAGUUCUUGUGCUUUUAGUUUGACGUUCAACUAGUGUACCACACAGGGACUUUUUUCACGACAGCUAACGUAAAGGCAAUGAUUCUCACAAAUUGCCAUCGAGUGAGAAAAGUAAUUCAUCAGUACCUCCUUUCUGUUCCUUUGGCUGACGGCUAGACGAAGUAAUCGGAUGAAAUUCAGGCUACCAGACACUGCAGUCAACACGCUGUUAUUGACUCAUGAUCAGCCCAUUGAAAUAUGAAAUAUGAUGGCUUACUGCCCGACAGUACUUUAUGAGAAAAAUGUUUUAAGCCAUUAUCAUUUAAAGUAGUUAUUGGCACAAUCUUCGAUUUGUUGAUUGCGUGAUAUUUUUCAAGAGUCGCGUGGAAUUUGAGUAUUUGGCUUGCAUGGUGUGAUUACCUAACAUAUCAUGUGACACGAUUAUAUUAUUAAAACUUCCUCUAUUUCAGUUCCCGUCGUCAUUUUCAUUUUCGUUUGUUUUCCAGAAGCAAAAAAAAGAAUAGAAUCUUGCGUCAGUCGGCGAGAGUUUUCCAAUGCUGCUGUUUACGGUAUGUAGAUAUGAUACAAAUAAUUUAUUAUGACUUACAGGCGCCGUGUCUCCCGCUUCUCUAUACACUUACUCGAUCUGUUUACCCUGCGCUUCACUCAAUUUAGCGGAAGUAAAAGUUUACCUUAUUUAAGAUCUGUUCAUUAUAAGUUGAGCUUGUACAUUAGCAAGAGAGAAUGAGCUAUUAUCUCUUAAUAUUAGUACGUAUAGUGGACCCUCAAUUUAACGAACCUCUAUAUAACGAAGCCCUCGGUAUAACGAAUGUUAGUAAAAUCCAACUAGUGGUUUAUUAUCAAUGCUGCGUUCUGAUUGGUUGAGCUACUACUAGGCUAUAUGUUAUAACCCACUAGUAGCGAAAAGCGCACCUUUUUGGCGGCAAAAAAGGAUUGAAGUCUUGCUUUAACUAGCUAAAAAUUUUUUUUGCGAUAUUUUUGACCAACUAGUUGGAUUUUACUAAAACAAUUAUUCCUCUCGCCCUUAUGGCCUCUGAGUCAAUCGGCCUCAUGGGCUAUUGACUCAGAGUCCAUUCGGGCUCGAGGAAUAAUUGUUAAAUAUAUAUUGAAAACCAAGAAACGGCUGCCAGUUUCAAAGACAGGAGGAGAACUGAAAACAUCCAAGGAUGGAAAGAGAUGCUAUUAUAUGGGCAGUUUGCGAGACAGAGUGAAGAUCAAAGAAACGAUGAAACAUGGACUUGGUUGAAAGAAGGAAAGCUUAACCGAGAAACAGAGUCCCUUAUUGUUGCAGCACAAGAUCAAGCAAUAAGAACAAAUUAUGUAAAAGCAACAAUCGACAGGUCACAGACCGAUCCCAAAUGUAAAAUUUUCAAUCAAAACAACGAGACCAUCAGCCAUUAUUGUAAGUGUGUGUCCAAAACUGACACAAAUAUAUAAAGAUAGACAUAACAUCGUAGCUAGAGCAAUCCAUUGGGACCUGUCAGGAAAAUAUGGGUUUCAGCGAAAUGAGAGGUGGUAUGACCAUGUUCCGGACAGUGUACUUGAAAAUGAGGAUCACAAGAUACUGUUGGAUUUUAGUAUACGAACAGACCAUGAAAUUGAGGCUAGGAGACCGGAUCUAUUGAUCAUUAACAAAAGAGAGAACAACUGCCAAAUUAUAGACGUAGCAAUUCCGGAUGAUGGAAGGGUGAGAGCAAAAGAGGACGAAAAAGUAGAAAAAUAUCAAGACUCGCUACAGAAAUCUGAAAGAUAUGGGGCGUAAGGACAAAGGUGAUACCCAUAAUGCCUGGGGCAUUGGGCACAAUACCGCUGAGGUUAAAAGAAAAGCUGAGGACCAUUGGUGUUGACACAUCCAUUGAACUGAUUCAGAGAUGUGCCCUUUUGGGGUCAGCAAGGAUCCUUAGGAAAGUGUUGGAGAUGUAGACCAGGAACAAAAGUAGAAUGAGGGACACUUCUUGGCUUCCCUAGGCGACGGGUUGUUGCCCGAAGCCAAUGAAAACCACAUUUAACACCUUUAUCUGAGAGUAUUAGCAAUAAUAAAUAAUAUUUUAAAAGGAGGCCUCCAAUCACCAAUCACCAAACAUUGGUUUUCAGGCGAGGGCCUCUAAAAUAAAGGUCAAAAGGUAAAAAAUGCAUUGAAAUAAAACUAAAAUACAGCUAAAAGCUAAUGCUAACACUAAGGUUUAAGUUAAAAAUACUUACUAAGUUAUUAUAGUUCUCAUACUGUUUUUGUGUGUGUGUGUGUGUGUGUGUGUGUGUGUGUGUGUGUGUGUGUGUGUGUGUGUGUGUGUGUUUCUAGUACGAUGUAGAUGAAAACGGACAUGACGUCAGAAGCUGCAACAAACUCCGAUUCAACUAACAGAGAUACUGGCCCACCUCAGCUGGCUGUUGGUCUUCCAUCCAUGAAAGAUGUUACAACAACAUUGAAACAGCCAGACCUACCUGCUGAUAUUCUUUUAGUAACAGUUAAGGACUGCGAGUUCUUAGCUUGUUACAAUGAGCUAAAAGAUCCCUUUAGAUGUUAUUUUGAUGGUCUUGGUUAUGUUUACUUCGCGGACGUUGUCGGAAGUCAGCAAGGGCGAGUGAAAGUAGCACUAAUGAAGUGCCAUGAAGGUUCUAACGGUCCGGGUGGCUCUCUGACUGCCGUUAGGAAUGCGGCCCCUAUUCUACGACCUAAGGCCGUGAUAUCUGUUGGGGCAUGCAGUGGUCUCAACCCUAACAAAACCAAGUUAGGUGACGUUGUUGUAUCAGCCAAACUAACAACAUAUGCAUCCAAAGUAGUGACAAGCGACCAAGAGCAGUGGGCUGGUAUUUGCAGUCACGUCAGCAGACAGUUUCUUAACAUCAUCAUGAAUUGCGCUGAUGGGUGGCAACCACCUUUGAAGAACCCAGAAGACCGCUACAUCAACGUUCAUAACAAUGGCGUGUUCUUAAGUGGUCCAGAGCAGAUCAGAGCAGAAUGGAGGCGAAAAGAACUUCUAGACCGUCAUUCCCUCGCAACAGGUGUAGAGAUGGAGGGAGAAGGUGAGUGCAUGUCACUUAUAAAAGCGCCUCAAGCGUACGCAUGCACAAGACCCUAAGCUAUAAUUCGACCAUAUCUUCGCCGUUGUCAACGUCAAAGAAUGGUGUACUAACAAGUCGCAAACGCGUACCUUUAAUAAAGGUACGCGUUUGUGACUUGUUAGUACACCAUUCUUUGGCAUUUUUAUUUUGGCAUUACAUUUUCAUUGCUUUGCGUUCUUGUCACGUGUGCUUUUUGUCUUUGUUCAUUGACAUAGAUGUAAACCUAGAAAUUUAAAGAGAGAAGAAAUAUUAUAGUGAAUUUCUCCAUGGCAAUUACUUUAUAUAUUAGUUGGCAGUUGUACCGUAUUUAUUCGAAUAAGCGCCCUACCUCGAAUAAGCGCCCAUCCUAAAGGCAGAAAGAGUUAAUAAAAGCCCACUCCCAACCCACCUCCCUCCCACUCCAAGUCGAACUUAAAUAAGCGCCCGCUCCCACCCCACCCCAUUUCCCCACCCACCCCCUCCCCAAAAAAUUGAAUAAUUACUAAAAAGAGACUUCCCUUAAGACGGAGUUUUCUUCAGAGUGUUUUACAGAAACCUUGUUUUGUUAUGUCUUCAUGUUUUGUUAUUACCAUUUAUUAUUUUGUUGCAAAAUAAACAUACUGCACUUGCUUAAAAUGGUGAAAAAUGUAAUAAGCGCUCAGCCUCGAAUAAGCACCCACUCUGAAGGUCCAAAAAUUUAAUAAGCCUCCAGGGCGGUUAAUCGAAUGAAUACGGUAUUGGAUCAUAAUGUGAAAAUAUAGGUCACGUGUUUACACAGAAAGCAAUAACUGAUUUAACUUGUCCUUUAUCGACUGAUAUAUAUAUAUAUAUAUAUCUGUCUGGAUUUCAUACAAGGUGCCUGUACUGAGUCUCUAGACGGUCAACUCCAAGGAGCCAUUACUCACCCUCCCCACCCAUGAAGCUUAUAACUAGUCAAUCACUUCCCCCAAGUCACAGCAUUGAUUUGGCUGGCCUAGGCCACAGGAAAAAUUCUCUGACUUUGCACUGCUUUCUGACAUAAAACUCUAACCAAAGUGACAAGAUCUCCCCUCCCUACCCCCCUGGUUUUCACACAAAACAAGGAAUCCACCCAGCCACGGACAGGUCUGGGCCUGGGCUCUCAGCUGACACCUAGCAAGACGGCAAGCCCCCUUGUUUUUUUCCGGCUACACUGGCUUGAACACGGGUGAUGCCUGUGUUCAUUUGAAAACUUAGCAUGCACCUUUUAGCAAAAUCACACAGAAAAUAGCCUGGAUAUCUCUAAACCAAGCACAAUCUCUUAGCUUCUGACAACAUUUGCUAGCUCAGGGAGUGGCAAUUGCAUUCCCGAGCAAUUAAAUUCCCCACCGGGCUCAGAUAAGCACUUAAUAUCUGUCUGGAUUUCAUACAAGGUGCCUGUACUGAGUCUCUAGACGGUCAACUCCAAGGAGCCAUUACUCACCUGCCCCACCCAUGAUGCUUAUGACUAGUCAAUCACUUCCCGCAAGCUCUGCUAGUAGUGUUAUGAUUAUGAGUCACUGCAUUGAUUUGGCUGGCCUAGGCCACAGGAAAAAUUCUCUGACUUUGCACUGCUUUCUGACAUAAAACUCUAACCAAAGUGACAAAAUCUCCCCUCCCUACCCCCCUGGUUUUCACACAAAACAAGGAAGCCACCCAGCCACGGAUAGGUCUGGGCCUGGGCUCUCAGCUGACACCUAGCAAGACGGCAAGCCCCCUUGUUUUCUUCCGGCUACACUGGCUUGAACACGGGCGAUGCCCGUGUUCAAGCGAAAACUUAGCAGGCACCUUUUAGCAAAAUCACACAGCUAUAUAUAUAUAUAUAUAUAUAUACUUGUUCGCGUACCUAACUUCCUCAAGUCUAAAGCCUUGUCCACGGCGGAACAUUAUUGAAUCAAUUGAUUUUCUUUAUACUCUACAAUAAAAUAUUGAAUAUCGUUUCCAUGAGCGUCCCAACCCCCGCGUUUACGUGGAAAAGCUGGAAUAUGCUAUUUCGCAACGAAACAAAGAAUAUCUUUUCUUCCAUUUUCAUUUCCUAUUACAUGUUUCUUGCCUUGUGGUAAUAAUAUAUAUUUUUGUUUCGUUGAAAAUAUUUUGUGAAAAUCGCAUGACAAGACACUUCCGCGGUCCGCUUCUCAUAGCAGACAUACACUUAGCGACAUUUUCGCGCAAAAAUAGAGUCAAACAAGAGUCAUACAUGUAAUCGGUAAAAUAAAUGGGAACAUCAUUUUAUUUGUCUAUGGUGUCAGGGUCUGAUCUGGGAUCGCCUGGAUAGGUCCGACAUGGACAGCUUUCAAUCGUAACGCAGACCUUUAAUUACAGUCGCAAAUUAGGCUUAACCAAAGAAAAGGAAUUAAGUCAGCUGUAUUUAAAAAGUGGUUAUUUUUGAAGAAACUGCGGUACAAGGUCGGUAGAAGGGUGAAACGCAAUUUUUUUCAACUGAAAUUAUAGAAUUAAUUUUAUUAUCGUAGAUCAUCAUCAUCAUCGGUCGACCGAAGACCAGUCGACUGUAAGGCGUCUCCAACUAACUUCGGUCUUGCGUAGUGGGCACGAUGCCUCCCUCUUAGAAAUGCUUAUUGGGGUCGGUACAUUUCUGUACUUGGCUGAAAAAGGACUUCUGCGGUCUCCCUGGGGGUUUUCUACCGUGGAGGGCUUAUACAACGUGUAGAUAUUGGCGGGUUUUACCUGAACGUAAAAGAGAUUGUAAGUUUGAUAUUUCAAACGCCAGCCCUUUGUCAGAGCAAACCGAGGUAUUGUUGUCUGGUUUAUCCCAUAUAUCGAGUGGUGGACUAGGAGCAACCCUGUUGGUGGCGGUAUGGAAACAUGAAAAAAAAAAAAAAAAACAGGAAUAAAGAAAGUGUAGGAAAAAUGUCCACUGAAAAAAGUUGUUGUCAAAAAAGCAAAACCAAACAUCACGAAAAUCAUAACCUAUCCUACUUUCUGUCCUUGGGUUGUAGGCAUCUUUUGAUUCAGUCUUUUCUUGUCUCUUGUCUUUUGACUUCCAGUUUGCAAUAAAAGAGAAAUUUUCAUUCAAGUUUAAUCGUCAAAAAUAUUAAUAGAUCCGAAUUUGAAAGUAAAGAAUUGCAAGUGAGUCUAUUUGCCAGGCAAUUGAUUUUUUAGUUUCUUUCAUCUAUAAGAGGUCAUUUACAAAAAAUAAUAUAUCCUAAAUGUGUUCCAUAUUUUAGGUGUUUUCACAGCUGCAUAUGAUACUCAACUCGAGUGGCUCAUUGUUAAAGGGAUAGCUGAUUUUGCAGAUGGUGAGCAAGUGAAUGCAGGAAGUUGGAAAGCCUGUGCUAGUGCGAUGGCAGCAUCUCUUGUCUCACACAUACUAAGUGAUCCUGGUGUUUUUCGUACUUGGCCUCAUUACCAAGGUAUCGAUUGUUUUUAAGUUUAGCUAGUUAUAACUUAAUGUAGGGGUAGAAGAGAAUUUGCGUUUAGUUGAAGGUACUUCUAAUUAAAUGCGUUUCUCCAAUGUUCCAUAUUCAUUGCCAAGUGACCUCACAUUAGUCAUGAAACAAGAUCGGCCUUAUUAAACUAUGAGUUUAACGUUUUAAGAGUAAACCUCCCUCGAGUCGCAAUCGCCCGCGUAAGACGUCUGAAUCUACGAACCGCUAAUGCCGUCCAGUGACGUCACUACUUCUCUGCGGCAAAGACAGAAAUAUUGUCCGGAGAGGUGUACAUGGUACAGAAUUGUUUUAAAUACUAGAAGAAAGUCUUAACUCAUGUUACAGGUUAAACUGUUGACUGGACGCUGUAUUCUAAACGAAUCUCUUGCUUGUAUCGCGCCAUGAUUAAUUGAUUAAUCAGACUCGAUCUCAUCCACGCAAUAAUGAAAUACACAUGCGACACUUCCUUCAAUUUGCUUUAAUUUAAAAGAAGCUAUUUGGUCCUUUAGGAAGAAGAAAGCAAGCAAGCUAGCUAGGAAAGAAAGAAAAACUAACAUAAUCAUUGUACUUGCCAGUGGAAAUGACAUUAAGUUCGAAAAUUUGCUAUCUUGAGACAGGCUUGUUAUAAAUCUCACAAAAUCGAUCACUUGAUUCGCUUCCGGAAGCGGAAGCUAACUGAGAACCAUGCACUUAAUAUAUUAGCCACAUUCUUUUAAAAUUCUCUUCUUUAAAAUGCCUUCCCAUUACUUGUUUCGCUGUUUCUGUAUACUUUCCUGCACUUUCAUUUUAAAACAUAGUGAGAAAACAUAAAUCAGGGGUCACGUACAUAGUGACGCAAAUGAGUCGCCUCAUAGAAUUAGCUUUACCUCAGUCCUCACUUUUGAAUCAAUUGCACUCAAUUACAGUCCAACAUAGGAGGCGGAAAUAAAGUCGUAAAUCUGCCCCAGCCGGCGGUUCCAAAUACAACGUUGUGUCUAUGUUCAAGUGGUCCUAGUCUCAAAAUUAUGUUUUCCUCAGCAGGUGCUUUCUCCGAUGAUCAGAGCUUAACACAAACCAAAAGGGGAAUGUAUACCGUUAGUACAUCUCAGCAAACUGAAUGCAUGACCCAGCAGCCUCUUGCAGGUAUCUCUUGGUUAAGUUACAAUAUAUUGAAUUGUGAACGGGACUAAAAAUCUAUGGCCAGUUUAUGGUUCACUGUAUACUUCAAUUAAAGUCCACCUUUGAAACGUAUAUCCGCUACCUGUUCCGCCAGUUUUUUUUUUUGUUGUUGUUUUUUGUUGUUGUUGUUGUUGUUUUUUUUGUUCCCUUUGUGCCUCACAUCCUUUUCAAAAUGCAGUAAAAAAAAAAAAAAAAAAAAGAGCCAGGAGGCAAGUGUGUCACCUGAUAGAGAUGGCUUCAACGAGUCCGUACAUGUACUUGUGAACUGAGGUCGUGAAUCUCCUCUACCAACAGCAAAUGUAAAUGCUGUGUGGCAUUGUAAUAAAACGAAAUCGAUCUAAUUUGUAGUAUUUUGUCUUCGUAGGGUUGCCCACUUAUAUCACAGAAAAGAUUCGUCAGCUUUACCGAGGCCGUGAAGGGAAACUAGCACCAUUCGCUUGGUGUGAUUAUCCUAAUUUUAAUCUGAAUGCUAUGUUAACACGAUCGAAGAUUGUGGACAGGGAAAAAGCUCGAGGAACAUUGACCGACGGUAAAAUCACCAACAUGACAGCCAUCUUUAGCUAAAGAGUUUAAGACGGAAUUAACCAGGGCACUGAGUAAUUUUUAUUUUCAGUGGACAAAAGUCUUGUACCAGAAUAAUUUAAAGAAUAUUGCAUUCUUUCUUACAUUUUUCAAGGGCUAAAGAUGUAAUAAAUCAUCUAUAAUAACACCAAAGAAAAUUUCUCAAGGAAGCCCGAGAAAAUGAAAGUCAAAUUUCACACAAUUACAUCUUACACAUGAAAUUUUCAGAAUUUUACCUGUGUAAUCACAAUUCUUGUGAAAUUUGACAUUCCCGGCUGCAACGCAGGCUAAUUUUCUCGGGCUUCCGUGAGAAAUUUUCUUUGGUGUUACUACAGAUGAUUUAUUACAUCUUAAGCCCUUGGAAAAUGUAAAAAAGAAUGGAAUAAUUUUUAAAUUAUUCUGGUACAAGGUUUUUGUCCACUGAAAAUUAAAAUUAAUCAAUUUCCUGGUGGAUUCCGUCUUAACAUUUUAAGAGUAAACCUCUCUUUGAGUCGCAAUCGCCCGAGAAAGACGUAUGAGUCAACAAGCCGCUAAUGUCGUUCACCCGGGGGGGGUACUCGCAGAAAAAUUGGGUAGGGGUGUGCGGCCCGCUUCCCAAAACCCUUACCCUAUUUAUGACCAAAAUCUGCGAUUUUCCCUAACCUAUUUAUGACCUAACCAAAAAUUUGAUACCCUAUUUAUGACCUGACCCUUAAAUCAAUACCCUGUUUCAGACCUGCCUUAUAAUUAUUUCCCUAGUUCAGACCAAUGUUAAAGGCAAUGUUUAUCUGCUUUUAUUAGGUUAGGGGGACAUGAUAAGGAAAUAGCUUCUUCUAAAAAAGUGCAUUCAAGACUACAGUGCAAAAAUCGUUACUCUAUCUAUGACCAAAAUGGCGGCAAAAUAGCCAAAAUCGAUACCCAAUUUAUGACCAAAACGGCUGAAAAACCCUACCCUUUGGGGCCGCACAUACCUAUAUAGCCCAUAUUAGGGAGUACCCCCGCCCCCCGGGGUCGUUCAGUGACGUCACUACUUCUCUGCGGCAAAGACAGAAAUAUUGUCCGGAAAAGUGUACAUGGUACAGAAUCGUUUUACUGGAAGAAAGCCUUAAAUCAUGUUAAACGUUCAAACUGUUGACUGCACGCUGUAUUCUGAAUGAAACUUUUGCUUGUAUAGCGCCAUAAUUGAAUAGUCAGACUCGAUCUCAGCAACAUAAUAAUGAAACACAUUGAGACACUUCCUUCAAUUUCCUAUAAAAUAACAGAAGCUAUUUGGUCCUUUAAGAAGAAGAAAGCAAGCAAGCUAGCUGGGAAAGAAAAAAAAACUAACACAAUCAGUACACUUGCCAGUGGAAAUGACAUUAAGUUCGUAAAUUUGCUAGUUCGACACAGGCUUGUUAUAAAUCUUACAAAAAUCGAUCACUUGUGCAAUCAAUGUUGAAACCACAAAGCGGCUCUGAAUGAAAACCAACCGACUUUCCGCAUUGAUUCUUCAUUGGUAGUUCAAUUUAAAGAUAGUUUCGAAAACAGGGGUAAAGGUAAAGAUUGUCGAAAUUUAGUGACCUCUACGCAAGCAUGCGAUCUGCUGAUUGUCAAGCUUAUCAAAUGACAGUCCCGCUAAAAUUUCUCAUAGUCAUAGAUAAUUUUGUGAAUGUUUAGACAAUCAACCGAUCAAAAUCACUAGCUGGUUUUCGGGUAGUGACGUUACUGGACGGUAUUAGCGGCUCGUUGAUUCAGACGUCUUUCUCGGGAGUUUGCGACUCAAGGAGACGGCUGAAAUUCAAGCUAUUUAAGAGUUGAAUAAACUUGGUCGACAAACUUUUAUACAUGUUUCUGUUCAGAAAUCGAGACCAUACAUUUUCCCCUAGCAGCACAAAACACUAAUGUUGUCUUUGCGUGAAUCGUUUCAGUUGAUGCUCCCUUUGAGGCUCAGCUCGAAAGCAGCAGGAAGCGGAAGCUAACUGAGAACCAUGCAGGUAAUAUUUUAGCAACAUAAAAUGCCUACCCAUUACUUGUUUCAUUGUUUCUGUACACUUUGUGCAUCUUCAUUUUAAAACACAGUGAGAAAACAUAAAUCAAGAGUCGCGCACAUAGUGAAGCAAAAAAGUCUCAUCAUAGAAUUAGCUUUACCUCAGUCUACACUUUUGAAUCAAUUGCACUCAAUUACAGCCUAUCAGGAGGCGCAAAUGAGGUCGUAAAUCCGCCCCACCCAGCGGCUCCAAAUGCAACGUUGUGUCUAUGCUCAAGUGGUCCUAGUCUCAGAAUUAUGUUUUCUUCAGCAGGUGCUUUCUCCAAUGAUCAGAGCUCAACACAAACCAAAAGGGGAAUGUAUACUGUUAGUACAUCUCAGCAAACUGAGUCCAUGACCCAGCAGCCUCUUGCAGGUAUCUCUUGGUUAAGUUACAAUAUAUUGAAUUGUGAACGGGACUAAAAAUCUAUGGCCGGUUUAUGGUUCACUGUAUACUUCAAUUAAAGUCCAACUUUAAAAUAUAUAUCCGCUACCGGUUCCGCCGGUUUUUGUUGUUUUGUUCUUUUCUUUUGUACCCUUUGUGCCUCACAUUCUUUUCAAAACGCAGCAAACAAAAAAUAUAGGCGGGAGGCAAGUGUGUCACGUGAUAGAGAUGGCUUCACACGAGUCCAUACAUGUACUUGUGAACUGAGGUCGUUAAUCUCCUCUACCAACAGCAAAUGUAAAUGCUGUGUGGCAUUGUAAUAAAACGAAAUCGAUCUAAUUUGUAGUAUUUUGUCUUCGUAGGGUUGCCCACUUAUAUCACAGAAAAGAUUCGUCAGCUUUACCGAGGCCGUGAAGGGAAACUAGCACCAUUCGCUUGGUGUGAUUAUCCUAAUUUUAAUCUGAAUGAUGUGUUUACACGAUUGAAGAUUGUGGACAGAGAAACAGCGCGAGAAACAUUGACCGACGAUGAAAUCACCAACAUGACAGGCAUCUUUAGACCCCACCCGAAGUGCCAGAAGCCUCAUAAAGUAUUGAUUGAAGGGGAUCCUGGCAUGGGAAAAACUACCUACUCACAAAAACUGGCGUAUGACUGGGCAAACAAACAAAAUGAAUGGGACCCGUCCUUUCCAGAGAUUGAAGUUUUGCUCUUGCUUAGAUGCAACGACAUAAAAUCGAGCAUUUGGAGGGCUAUUGAUGAUCAAAUUCUUCCUGAAGAUAUCGACGAAAAGGCCAAGGAGACUUUCUUCAAAUACAUAAAGGAAAAUCAAUCCAAAGUUCUGCUAUUGCUGGAUGGAUUAGAUGAGGCAGACCCCUGUGAACAAGACAUCUACCUCUCGCUGGUCACGUGUAAACUCCUCUCAGCUUGUCACGUUGUCAUCACUUCGCGUCAUGAGGUUGGACAGAAAGUAAGCCGAUACUGUGAUACCCUGUGGGAGAUUGUAGGAUUCACCAAAGAGGAUUCGAAAAGCUUUAUCAGAAAAUUUUUUCGGGGCAAGGAUCACUUAGCUGAGAAGUUUAUUAAUGAUCAUGUUGAAUAUUGGUAUGCUGACCCAACUGAUGAUAUUAACCGCGGCUUCGCCGAUUUGGCGAAAAAUCCACUUAACUUGACUUUACUCUGUUGUAUUUUCGAAGAUUCCGAAAAAAAUUUUUCUGAAAGCAGCAGAACCCGAUUGUACAUUGAAAUCCUUCUCCUUGUUUUAAGAAGAUAUCAAGAAAAAAAUGGACUUAAAAGCAGCAAUGGUCAAGACUUGAUUUCAGUUUAUAGGGAAAAAAUCAAACUUUUGGGCCGGUUCUCGUUAGAUUCCCUUCUUAAGGGGAAGUGGUACUUUGUAAAAGAAAAGGAUAUGGACAACUUUGGAUUCUUCUCUUUUCAACAAGGCGGCACGAAGAGCAAACCUUGCACACGCUGUGUAUUUUCACACAAAAGCUUUCAGGAGUUUUUUGCUGGUUUUUAUCUUGCGUUUCAGAUUAUCGACGGACAAAUUAACUUUGCCGACGUUUUAAACGAUGAAAGAUAUUUGAAGGAACUGAAAGAGGUCUUUUUGUUCAUGAGUGGAAUCAUGGCAUCAGAAAGCGAGAAAAGUGUAAAAUCCACCCUUAUUAGUAUGGCCAAGCAUAUCAGUGGUCUUCUCCGUACAUCUGACCAAAACGUUAAAUCGUAUAUGGCGUUGGCUUGUGCGUGUGUUGUGGAAUGCGAUCUAAGCCUUGUAAAAUGGAAAUGGAAAGAUGAAGAGAGAAGGCUAACUUGCUUAAGAUAUACUUUCGCUAAGCACCUUGACAUGUCCUCCCUCACUGAAGUGGAUUUGUCCAGCGCUGAAAUUAUGAAUGUUGGUGCUGUUGUGAUUUCCGUGGUCCUCGAAAGAAGCUCCUCCCUAACUCAUUUGGAUUUGAGUUUCAACCACAUUGACGGCGAUGUUGCUUCUUCCCUUUCCUGGUACUCCUCCCUGACUUUUUUGAAUUUGCAGGGUAAUUUUAUUGGUGACACCGGUGCUUCUUCUCUGUCGCAGGCCCUCAAAGCAAACUCCUCCCUGAUUAAUUUGAAUUUGAGUCUAAACAGUAUUGGCGACGCCGGUGCUUCUUCUCUUUCUCAAGCCCUCCAAGCAAACUCCUCCCUGACUAAUUUGAAUUUGAGUCUAAACAGUAUUGGCGACGCCGGUGCUUCUUUUCUUUCCAAGGCCCUCAAAGCAAACUCCUCCCUGACUGAUUUGAAUUUGAGUUCAACCAGUAUUGGCGACGCCGGUGCUUCUUGUUUUCCCAGGCCCUCAAAGCAAACUCCUCCCUGA